Taeniopygia guttata (zebra finch) is the source of this 2523-nucleotide messenger RNA. The record is from RefSeq and is a predicted model, not a curated record. NCBI's taxonomy places the organism in Eukaryota, Metazoa, Chordata, Aves, Passeriformes, Estrildidae.
CGGCGGAGAAACGGGAGGAAAACGGGAGGAAAAACGGAUCAAACCGGACAAAAACGGAGUAAAAACGGGAGAGGAGCGGCGGCGGCGGCGCCCCCCGCACGCGGCGGCGCUCGAGUGACGCUAUCGCGACAUCCCCGCGCCAUCGCCGCCGCGGCCCCAACGGGCGGGGCCGCCUCGGGAGCUGCCGGCGCCCCCCGAGGGGAUGCCGAGAGCGCCCCGCCAUGGCUGACAAGAGGAAACUGCAGGGGGAGAUUGACAGGUGCCUGAAGAAGGUGUCGGAGGGGGUGGAGCAGUUCGAGGACAUCUGGCAGAAGCUGCACAACGCCGCCAACGCCAACCAGAAGGAGAAAUACGAGGCCGACCUGAAAAAGGAAAUAAAAAAACUGCAGCGGCUGCGGGACCAGAUCAAGACAUGGGUGGCCUCGAACGAGAUCAAAGACAAGCGGCAGCUGAUCGACAACCGCAAACUCAUCGAGACGCAAAUGGAGCGGUUCAAGGUGGUGGAGCGCGAGACGAAGACGAAGGCGUACAGCAAGGAGGGGCUGGGGCUGGCGCAGAAGGUCGACCCCGCGCAGAAGGAGAAGGAGGAGGUCGGGCAGUGGCUGACGAACACGAUCGACACGCUGAACAUGCAGGUGGAUCAGUUCGAGAGCGAGGUGGAGUCGCUGUCGGUGCAGACGCGCAAGAAAAAGGGAGACAAGGAUAAGCAGGACCGCAUCGAGGCGCUGAAGCGGCAGGUGGAGCGGCACCGCUUCCACGUGCGCAUGCUGGAGACGCUGCUGCGCAUGCUGGACAACGACUCGAUCCCGGUGGAUCCCGUGCGGAAGCUGAAGGACGACGUGGAAUAUUACGUGGAUUCCUGCCAGGAGCCCGACUUCGAGGAGAACGAGUUCCUCUACGACGACCUGGACCUCGACGACAUCCCGCAGGCUCUGGUGGCCACGUCCCCCCCCAGCCACUCCCAGAUGGAGGAUGAGAUCUUCAACCAGAGCAGCAGCACCCCGACCUCCACCACCUCCAGCUCCCCAAUUCCCCCGAGUCCUGCUGCAAACGCUGAGAACUCGGAGGAUGACAAAAAGCGCGGCCGCUCCACCGACAGCGAGGUGGGACAGUCUCCCGCCAAGAACGGCGCCAAGCCCCUCCCCCACGGCCACGCCCCCUCCCCGGCUGGCCCCGCCCCCUUCUCCGGCCCCGCCCCCGGCCCCGCCCCCCUGAACAACGGCCCCUCCCCCUCGGGGGCGGGGCCCGGGGGCGGGGCCCAGAGCGCGCAGGGGGCGGGGCCUGGGCCCAAAGGGGGCGGGGAAAGGGGCGGGGCCCACCCGCCAAGCUCCACCCCCACCCCCUACGCACAGGCCGUGGCCCCGCCCCCGGCCCCGCCCCCCAGCGCGCCCCAGCCCCGCCCCCCCAGCGCCCAGCAGGGCGGGAAACAGAACGGGGGCGCCACCAGUUACAGCUCGGUGGUCGCCGACAGUUCCUCGGAGUCGGGGCUGGGGGGGGGCGGCCCCCAGACCCCCCUGGGGCAGCCCCCGGGGCACGGGACCCCCGGCACGGCCACGAAGGAGCCCGGGCCCGGCCCCGCCCCCGCGGCCGGAGGGGGCGGAGCUUCGCUGCUCGGCCCCGCCCACGGCGCAAACCCCGCCCCCUCCCCCUCCCCGCCCUUCCCCGAGCCGAAGGGCGGAGCCGCGCAGGCCCCGCCCCUCCUCAAUGGCCCCGCCCCCUUCGGGCCCGCCCCCGAGAUCAAGGUGCCGGAGCCGCUGAGCAGCCUCAAGUCAAUGGCCGAGAGAGCCGCGAUGGGGGCGGGGCUGGAGGAGGCGGGACCCCCCCUGCACCUGGGGGAGCGCGAGCUGCUGCUGGGCCCCGGGGCCGCCCCCCCCAGCUCGGGGGUCCCGGGGGGGGUCCCGGGGGGGGUCCCGGGGGGGUCGCUGGGGGAGGUCAGCAUCCCCCUGUCCCUGGGGGUCUGUCCCCUGGGCCCCCUGCCCCUGCCCAAGGAGCAGCUGUACCAGCAGGCGCUGCAGGAGCCCGCCUGGCACCACAUGCCGCACCCCUCCGACUCCGAGAGGAUCAGGCAGUACCUGCCCCGGAACCCGUGUCCCACUCCGCCCUACCACCACCAGCUGCCCCCGCCCCACUCGGACACCGUGGAGUUCUACCAGCGCCUCUCCACCGAGACCCUCUUCUUCAUCUUCUACUACCUGGAGGGCACGAAGGCGCAGUACCUGGCGGCCAAGGCGCUGAAGAAGCAAUCGUGGCGUUUCCACACCAAGUACAUGAUGUGGUUCCAGCGGCACGAGGAGCCCAAAACCAUCACCGACGAGUUCGAGCAGGGCACUUACAUCUACUUCGACUACGAGAAGUGGGGGCAGCGCAAGAAGGAAGGAUUCACCUUCGAGUAUCGGUACCUGGAGGACCGAGACCUGCAGUGAGGGACCCCAAAAUCCCCCAAAAAAACCCCAAAAAACCCCAAAAAAACCCUUUGCAUGCCCCGGGGGGGUAAAACCAGCGGCACCCCCAAACCCCCUCAGC